GAUCUGGACAGUUCAUUUGAGCUCAAGGGAUGGAGCCCUGUUGCUAGGGGGUGUCCCUCCUUAGCAACAGGGCUGGGCAAUCACCACACAUUCCCAAUCUACCUCUGAGAGAGCUUUAGAAGACAAGACAUACCCUAAAGUAUCCACGUCCAAGUUUCUGGUCUCCAGACUCAGCCAGCUCCGGACUUUGGCCUCACCCAAAAGACUCCAUUCACCCUCCACCUACUGGGUCCCCUGGGCUAGGAGGAUGUGACAGGUGGGAGACCCAACAUCAUGGACGCUCCACUGGAGGAAGGGGGCCUGGGAGGCUGAGACACAUACCCCUUCACCGAGUAAGGAUACCUACAGGUGCUCUGGGGCAGAGAGCAGGUGAGGGAGAUGUUUCCAGGAACCGCACCCCCACCUGCCUGCUCCCAACACGGUCACGAAUUUGCACAAGGGAACUGUGGUGAAAGGUCCCCACAGUCCCCCACUCUCCGCUCUACAUGUACUGGGUCCAGUGAAACCCUGGAGGACAUCUCCAGGGACAGCAAGAUCCCCAGGGACAUCACGUCAGCCACACAGGCAGGACCAGUGACAGUUGGUAUGAGGUGCAGACCCUGGAACCCGGGACUCUGUACACCUUCAGUGUGUGGGCAGACAGGAACAACGUGACCGGUUAUGCGCAGAGCCUCCUUGGAUCCACAGAUGGAGCUGGAGCUGUCUCUUUCCCAGGCCUGACUCCGGCCUGACCAUUCAGGACCUGCUCUGUGCAUUCAUGGCGGCGGCGGCGGGGAAGCGGCCCCUGACCCAGGCGAUUUAGGUGGGGCAGUGUGAGGGGACGCAGGAGGGGAGACCCCAUGGCAGGCCUGAGAGGCGGGGCCGGAGCGCAGGAGUGCGCAGAGGUGAGGACCAGGGCUGAGGGGUGGGGCGGGGCCGGGAGCCUCCACUUCCUCCUCCUCCCUUCCCACCCUGGCCCGUGGCUUCACCACCAUGAGACUCAGAAAGGGGAAAUUCUCGCGUUUAAAGUCCAGCAGGUGGAAGGUCAGGGCUGGGACACCUGGGUCCCUCGGCAGUGUCUGGAGACAUGAUGGGGACCGGAGGGAGCCUCGGGGCCUGGGGGAGCCUGGUGCUGCUGGGCCUGUGCAGCUGGACAGGGGCCAGGGCGGCUGCCCCCAGCCCCGGCAGGAACCUGACUGCGGAGGUCCGGACCCCCAGCUCCAUCACCCUGCAGUGGCAGACGCCCGGUGGCCUGGACCGGAGGCACCACACCCCCUGGGGCCUGUGGACCGGACGGGAUGGCGGAACUGAGGCUCCACGCACGACCGACACCAGUUUCACGGUGGACGGACUUGGGCCCAGGUCUCCGCAUGAGUCUUCCGUGUGGGUGCAGCAGGAUGAGACCAACAGCUCCAAGCAGACUCUGCAAAACAGCACAGGCCCCUGUCCCAUCAGGAACUUGAAGGUAGAGGCUCAGACCACCAGCUCCGUCACCCUGAUCUGGGAGGAGCCAGGUGACCCUGACUUUCAGAACUACGUCUACUGGAUCCAGUGGACUGGGAGUGAGACGCAGAACACAACCAACACCAGCUUCGUGGUGGACGGACUGCAACCCGGGUCCUUGUAUGAAUUUUCCGUGUGGGCAGAGAAAAAUGGAGUCGUCUGCUGCAUGACAAUUUGCAACGCCACCACAGUCCCCAACGCAGUGACGAGCCUCAGUGUGCAGAAGCAGACCAACAGCUCCAUCACCUUGAGCUGGACAGCUCCCCCGGACCCAGCUCAUCCUCUCUACACCUACGGGGUCUCAUGGGUCAAGGAGAGCACCAGCGCCAUUAGUAUCCGGAACACCACAGAUACCGGGAUCAUACUAACAGAACUGGAAGCUGGGAGCUUGUACAUCAUCACCGUCUGGGCAGAGAGGAAUGAGGUCAGCAGUGACAACCGGACACUCACUGGAGCCACUGCUCCCAACACAGUCAUGGAUCUACACAAGGAAAACCAGACGAGCAACUCAAUCAUCCUGCGGUGGAAGGUCCCCGCAGACCCUCACUCUCAGCUCUACACGUACUGGGUCCAGUGGACCCCUGGGGGACAUCCCCAGGGACAGCAAGACCCCCAGGGACAUCAGACCAACCACACAGGCAGGACCAAUGACAGUUGGUAUGAGGUGCAGACCCUGGAACCCGGGACUCUGUACACCUUCAGCGUGUGGGCAGACAGGAACAACGUGACCGGUUAUGCGCAGAGCCUCCUUGCAUCCACAGCCCCGAGCCCAGUCACCAUCACCUCCUGCAUCAGCACCUCUGGGGGCCACGGGGUCAUCUUGACCUGGUCCUGCCCCGCGGGAGGCUACGAGGCCUUUGAGUUGCAGGUGGGUGGACAGCGGGACUGCCAGAAUGGAUCGUCCUGUGGGAGGGGCGUGUCUGUGUGGGAUCUCCAGCCAGCUCAGUCUUACCCAGCCACCGUCACCACCAUCUGGGAUGGAAUGAGGGCCCCGUCUGCCCCUGUGACCUGCCACACGGAGAAUGCAGGGGUCAUUGCCGGAGCCAUCGUCGGUGUGGUCCUGUUUCUCAUCCUGGUGGGCCUGCUGGUUUUCUUCCUGAAGAAGAGGCACAAGAAGACCCAGAGGAAACCGGCACCCAAGGUUCUGGGCUCCAGCCUCCUGGAGAACAUCCCGGCACAAGACUUUGCUGCCCACGUGAGGAAGAACGAGAAGGAUGCCAACAGCGGCUUCGCAGUGGAGUACCAGCGAUUGGCUCUGGAGGGCACCAAGCAGUCUCAAAUGGUGGCCUCAGCCCUCGAAAACAGUGCCAAGAACCGUUACCGAAAUGUGCUGCCCUACGACUGGUCCCGGGUGUCCCUGAAGCCCCACCAGGAGGAACCAGGCUCCGACUACAUCAACGCCAGCUUCAUACCUGGUCUCUGGGGCCCCCGCGAGUUCAUUGCAGCCCAGGGCCCCCUGCCCCAGACGGUGGCUGACUUCUGGCGCCUGGUGUGGGAGCAGCAGAGCCGCACCCUGGUCAUGCUGACCAACUGUGUGGAGUCCGGCCGGGUGAAGUGUGAGUACUACUGGCCUCUAGACGCCCAGCCAUGCACAUAUGGGCACCUACAAGUGGCCCUGGAGGGUGAGAAGGUGCUGGAGAACUGGACAGUACGAGACCUGAGGGUCCGGCACAUCCAAGAGCAGAAGACACUACGUGUACGUCAGUUCCACUACAUGACCUGGCCAGACCACGGCGUCCCCCACUCCCCAGACCCCUUGCUGGCCUUCUGGAAGAUGGUCCGGCAGUGGCUGGACCAGACCGUGGAGGGAGGCCCCCCCAUUGUGCACUGCAGUGCUGGCGUGGGCCGCACAGGCACCUUCAUUGCCCUGGACGUCCUGCUGCGGCAGCUGGAGCGUGAGCGUUUUGUGGGAGCCUUCAGCUAUGUGCGGAAGAUGAGGGAGAGCAGGCCUCUCAUGCUACAGACUGAGGCCCAGUACGUGUUCCUGCACCAGUGCAUCCUGCGGGGUCUCCAGCAGUCACCCCUAGCCCCAGCAGAGAAAGGGGCUUCGUACGUGAACCCGCUGUAUGAGAAUGUCUAAGCCACAAGAGAGUUGAGACCCCAGUGGAGACUCAGACUCUGGAUCUCCACUUGAGCCCAGAUUCCUGGAGCCCUGGGAGAGCAGAGGGCUGGGGUCCCAGACACCUGAGUCUUGCAGGAGGAGGGGAGGCCUUGGUGUCUAAACUGUUUCCCUGGAGGACAGAGGGCAGGUGGGAGCGGGUAUCCUGGAUUCCUGGUCCCUUGGAGGAGGAGGGAUGGGAGCUAGGCUUUCCUAGUUCUUCGAGGGAGGAGGAGGCUGGAGGCCUAGGCUGCUGGAUUCUGGGGAAGGAAGAAAUUCGCGUCUGGAACUCUAGCUACCCCUGGUGCAAAGGCAGACAGGAUCCAUCCCAUUUUUUGUUCCAGAAACCAAAUCUGUCUUCUAGGAUCUGAGAUUUCCCUGCACCCCACUGCGUGUACAUAUCUUUUUAUUCUAUCCCAUAAUUUAUUAAAUCACUAUUCUCCCCCAGA
Molecule: messenger RNA, 4029 nt
Organism: Felis catus (domestic cat)
Lineage: Eukaryota; Metazoa; Chordata; Mammalia; Carnivora; Felidae
Gene: PTPRH
Product: protein tyrosine phosphatase receptor type H
Exons: 18
Coding region: 1067-3562 (831 amino acids)
Biological process (GO): protein dephosphorylation
Molecular function (GO): protein binding; protein tyrosine phosphatase activity
Source: RefSeq, a predicted model, not a curated record